Messenger RNA from Acanthosepion pharaonis, 861 nucleotides. The record is from the annotation of a GenBank genome assembly. NCBI's taxonomy places the organism in Eukaryota, Metazoa, Mollusca, Cephalopoda, Sepiida, Sepiidae.
AUGUAUCUAUCUUUUCCUAGCUACAUCAACCCUCACCCCCUCCUUAUUUCUAAUCUAUAUUUCACACUCAUUAUGAUCUUUCUUUCUUUCUUUCUUUCUUUCUUUCUUUCUUCAAUAGAUUUAUUUUUCUUCUCUUUCUAUUUUAUCAUUCUUCUUUCUUUUCUUUCUUACUUUCUCGAAUUUAUUCGUUUCUAUCUAUCUAUCUAUCUAUCUGUCUGUCUAUCUAUCUAUCUGUCUAUCUAUCGGGGCAAUCUUCGUCUCGCUAACUCAUUCUAUUUGCAUCUAACUACCCCACACUAUUCAUCUCUCUCUCUCUCUCUCUCUCUCUCUCUCUCUCUCUCUCUCUCUCUCUCUCUCUGCUGUCUAUGUAAGUCUCUUCGUAUCUAUGUUUCUAUCUGGGCAUUAUUCAUCACUCUUACCCAUUCUAUUUGCAUCUACCUAUCUGUACUCUAUUCAUCUUACUCUCCCUCCCCCUCCCUCCCUCUCUCUCCUCCUCUCUCUCUCUCUCUCUCUCUCUCUCUCUCUCUGUCUAUCAGUCUUUUGUUAUUUAUUGUUUUUGUUAUUAUUAAUUGUAUACCCUGUUCAUCUCUCUCUUUCUCUCUCUCUCUUUCUCUCUCUCUCUCUUUCUCUCUCUCUCUCUCUGUUUCUCUGUUAUCUCCUAGUAUCCGAUCUAUCUAUCUAUCUAUCUAUCUAUCUAUCUAUCUUUACCUCAUACUCCACUUCUAUUGUUAUUUUUCAUCGAUCUGCAUUUGUCAGCCUUCAUAUAUUUAUAUUUUAAAAACGUCUCUGUAUCAUAUCUCUCUCUAUUCAACUAAGCAUUCAUGUACUUGUAAAAUAUACCGAUUUUUCUACCUUUGUUAG